Molecule: messenger RNA, 1341 nt
Organism: Sinocyclocheilus rhinocerous
Lineage: Eukaryota; Metazoa; Chordata; Actinopteri; Cypriniformes; Cyprinidae
Product: NTF2-related export protein 2-like
Exons: 5
Coding region: 245-676 (143 amino acids)
Biological process (GO): nucleocytoplasmic transport
Source: RefSeq, a predicted model, not a curated record
UGAGGGUAGUUUUCCGGCGGAACAAUAACCGUGGACACACACAUUUGCGCACAUUUUUUUUCUCCAGGUUGGAUUUGUUUUUUUAAAGGAGUGAGAGAUCAUACUUCUGAUAUUUUUACAUGCAAUACCAUCCUUUUCCAAGUGGGCAUAAACUACGAUUACAGUGGUUUGUAUAUCAAUUUCUCAAAACGGCUGAACAUCACAAAUAGUCGGCGGGAGAUCGGUGAAGUGCACGUUCAGUAGCAUGGCUUCAACGGCGGACUUCAGGACUCUAGUUGAUCAGUCAUGCAGAUACUCGGAUGAAUUCGUCAAUAUCUAUUAUGACUGUAUGGAUAAGAGAAGAAGGAAUUUGACGAGGCUGUAUCUGGACAAAGCAACGCUAGUGUGGAAUGGAAAUGCUUUCACAGGUCAUGAUGCUCUCAGCCAGUUCUUCGAGAGUCUUCCUUCCAGUGAGUUUCAAGUGCAAACUCUUGACUGCCAGCCUGUGCAUGAACAAGCAACUCAAGGCCAAACGACUUUGUUGGUGGUUACAGCUGGCUCAGUGAAAUUUGACGGAAACAAACAGAGAUACUUCAACCAGAAUUUCUUAUUAACUGCCCAAGCCUCUCCUAACAGCGACCAGCCCGUAUGGAAGAUUGCAAGCGACUGUUUUCGCUUUCAAGACUGGGCUAACUGAAUUGUAGCUACAAACCUUUUGUAUACUCAUUGCAAUUUAAGUAUGUUCUGUAAAUAAAAUAAAAAAAAACAUUCACAAUUGAAUUGUUGGAAUAUGGAAUACCACACAAUUUGAAUAGAAAAUUUUUUACUUGUUCUCAGCAAAUAUUACAUACAGUGAACCACAAUAAAAAUAAAUAAGCAUCAUAGAACAUUCUACAAGCGAAUUCACAAUUUCUCAAUGCAAACACUUGACUGCUGUAUAGUCUUGCUUGUGGUGACCGGAAACCUGAGGGCUGUGGGGGAAAUAACUGCUGAAUUUGAUGGCUUAAUGGCUGUUUGUUUAACAAUGGCUAAAAAUCCCUGACAAAAAGAAUAGUGCAAAUGACAAAAUAAUUAUAAAUAAAAUACACUUUCUAGAAUAACCCAAACGCGAACAAAUUACAGUGCCUGUACAGAUCACACUUUAAAAACUAAAACAAUUAAACACGGGUUAAAAUAAAAAGGUACAGUUUUGACCAAAUAAAUUAAAAUACAGAAUACAACACUAACAAGGGUUCCUCAACCUUAAUAUUCAUAUUCUGGGUUUGAAUUUCCAAAGAGUGUCUUUUUUACUUUUCAGCUUUAUAUAUUAAAUAUUGAGGACACAUUGACAUAUUACCAAAUAUACUAAAAGCCUGCAGAAGU